CUCUGGCCAAUGAGUAGUUUGGGAAAUAGGAGGUGGGCGGGGUCCAGGAGACGGUUGUUGGGGCGGUCGGGUCUGGCGGGUGUUUGAAGAUGGCGGAGUGUGAGAAGAGAGAAGAUUCGGUGUACUGGAGUCAGGACAAUUCUGACGAGGAACAAAAGAUGGUCUAUGUACCAGGACUCUGCAGUGAAGGUAACCUCAGAUCGGCUUCCAAGUUUAAGAAUUUAAAACCUGAACAUAGGAAAUCCAGAGCCCCAGCUCCCGUCCCAGAGGCUUCUAUGGAGUUGGUACCAGACUGGACUCAGCACAGAGAUCAAGAGGGGACUCGGGGAGAAGCCGACUCCAGAAGUGCCUCUUUGAAGGAUUUGUGCCCAGAAGACAAGAGGAGAAUUGCAAAUCUAAUCAAAGAGUUGGCAAGGGUGAGCGAGGAGAAGGAGGUAACGGAGGAACGUCUGAAGACCGAGCAUGAAUCCUUCGAGAAGAAGAUCCGGCAUUUGGAGGCGCAGAACAAACUCAUCGCCACAGAAAGGGAAGCUAUGCAGCAGCAGUACCGGGAGUGCCAGGAGAUGCUGAACCUGUACCAGAAGUACCUGACCGAGCAGCAGGACAAGCUGAACCGUUCUCUGUCUGACCUUGGUGCCGGGAGCGUCCCUUCCCAUCAGGUGCCAAAAAUUGAACAGCAGCCAACAGCAAGUGAACUGAAUGGGUCGUACCUCGCUCCGUGCCAUAAACCGAACACCGAGUUGGAAAGCUUGUGUUCCAUAACGGCGCGUCCCUUCUGUAGAACUGACCCGGCACCAGGAUGUGGUUUCCAUUGCCACCCAGACGGGUACCCUUUGGACAGUUGUGCACGGAGGAAAUGCUGCUGCUCUGAUAUAUCAAACGUACGCCAUCCAGAUGUUACCCGUGGCCAGCAUUGCAGCAGUGCCUUAGAUCCGCCGCCAUCUCGUUGCUGCUUUCACCGACCGACGCGCAACUCCCCGAAAGGUCAACCAGAAUUCUCCCUCACAAGACAUCCGGAAGAUUGCUCCUUUUCUAGUCACUCCACCGCGUCUGGCUUAAGCAACGGGGUCGCCGCGCGAGCGAAGGUGUCGGAGCAGAGGAAACAUGAAUUAAUGUUGCAGAAGCUGGAGCUUGAGGUGGAGAAAGAACGUCUGCAGCAGCUACUGGAGGAACACGAAGCCAAACUGCUCGAGAAGCAGCAGGAACUACUACAGACCAAGCUAGAGUCCGAAAGAACUCCUUUGGCCAUACAGACUAGAGAGGCGGCUGUUACAACCACACCUUCUCUAGGCGCUGUCCCCAAAUGCAACGGUUCUUUGUGCAGCCCUGUGAUGCCAUUGUCAGCAGGACUCCCCACUCCUCCUCCAUCCAGUAAGAACAGGAAGAAAGUGCGCAGCCCCAACGGAACGAACUCGGGGAAGAAAUCGGCGGCACUCGAAGCCAACAAGUCACUGGUCCCGCCAGAGGGGGGUGUUUGUAAAGGGUCUCGGAGGGAUGCCACCACUUCUCCCAGUGUUCCCAGUCAGAGGAUGGAGAUGAAUUUUGUCAAAACGUCACCAGACCACAAAGACGUCUUCCGGUACGAGACUUCUCUCAUCGACAUGCUAGAUGCCAUCAGCCCCAUCUCUUCCCAGAGGAAACAAAGACACUACACAGACCUGUAUGACCUCAGUGUUCUCAGCCCGCCAACCCGCGGAUAUUCCAAGCCCGCCCGCCAGCCUGUACAGCCAGCGAGGCGUGAACCACCCACCGUCGAUACAGAGGAGAGGCGCAUGUUGGAGGAAAUCUUCUUUAUCUGCUGACAGUUUGCUGCCAUAACAUAGCCUUCCAUAAGACUGUCCUAACUGUGAGCCUUGCUGUGACCACAACUACACAUUCCUGAAGUGCACCUGUCCUCUGAACCCUCUGAUCUCGCAGCCAUGUGUAGCCUUCACUAACAAUCCGCCAAGAGAGUUCGUUAGAACCCCGGAACCUUGCAUAGUAGUGAUGGGACCUGUUCCUGUCAGGUGAUGGGAUGUCUUCUGUUUGUUGGAUUUUCUUAUUGCAUGGGUGACAGGUACACUUUUCAAAUUGCACCUGAAAUUUAGAAGCAGACAUGAGCAGACUCAAAACUCUCUCGCCUGAUUUUCUAUUUUAUUUUUUUCGUAAUUAUGAAGAGCUUUUUUUCCUUUUAUUUUUAUUAUUACAGUUGACC
Rana temporaria (common frog) is the source of this 2194-nucleotide messenger RNA. Its product is annotated as KIAA1328 ortholog. Bases 90 to 1802 code for a protein of 570 amino acids. NCBI's taxonomy places the organism in Eukaryota, Metazoa, Chordata, Amphibia, Anura, Ranidae. The transcript is spliced from 11 exons. The record is from RefSeq and is a predicted model, not a curated record.